Messenger RNA from Zymoseptoria tritici IPO323, 1169 nucleotides. RefSeq lists its product as uncharacterized. Gene Ontology annotation, molecular function: fatty acyl-CoA hydrolase activity. Gene Ontology annotation, biological process: acyl-CoA metabolic process; fatty acid catabolic process. Gene Ontology annotation, cellular component: peroxisomal matrix. Lineage: Eukaryota; Fungi; Ascomycota; Dothideomycetes; Mycosphaerellales; Mycosphaerellaceae. The record is from RefSeq and is a predicted model, not a curated record. Bases 69 to 1169 code for a protein of 366 amino acids. The transcript has 2 exons.
UUAAGACACGGUGACCCAGUCCAUUACCAAAGAAUUCGCCGACGCGAUAGCAUCUUCCCUCGCCCACCAUGAGCCGACCGACUUUGAUCAAGCCUCCUCCAGCGUCCGAGAAUCGCGCGCCGAUAGAAGACGUGCUCGAGCUCACACAUCUGAACGCCAUCGACCCGAAUCUCUUCACAAAUACACGACCACUAUGGCAUCCUCCGGGCGCGCGUGGAAUCUACGGCGGAGCAGUCAUCGCCCAGUGUCUCGCAGCGGCGCAAAAGACCGUUCCAGCCGACUUCAACGUGCAUAGCAUGCACUGCUACUUCGUGCUGAACGGCAACGCGGAUAUCCCCAUUCUUUACAGCGUAGAGCACGUACGAGAAGGCCGAUCGUUCGCAACGAGAACGGUGCAAGCGCGACAACGUGGUCAGCCGAUCUUCACCACGACAUUGAGUUUCACGCGUGAGGGCUCGGGAGGAAAACAGAAGGUGGAACACCAGGCGAAGAUGCCGGUCUUACCGGUGCCGCAGGAGGAGGAUCCGGACGACGCUCUGCGAGGUCCAAACUCGCCAUUUGUGACGCUGCCGGUCAAUAUUGAGAACAAUGACAGUCCGAAUCCGCAUGAGAAGCGAACGAGACAGUGGAUCAAGUCGAGGGGUACGAUCAGUGAUGAGGGUGGACAUCAGGCGCAUCUCUCUGCGUUGGCAUACAUGAGUGACUCAUACUUUAUCGGAACAGUCGCCCGCACGCACAAACUCUGGCGGUAUAGCACAACACCCAAGAACAAGAAGGACGGCAGCGGCAACACACCUAUCACCAACGACGUUCUGCAUCGAUUGCAGAAGCUCAAGACGAUGGACGUCGAGGAGUUGAAGCGCAAAGAAGGACUGGACGACGAUAUCAUCAACCAGAUCAAGAGCCUUGAGAUCAAGGACGGCAAGAUUGUAGGCAUCAAGGAUAGAAGGCCGGAGAUUGGUAUGAUGGUGUCGUUGGACCACUCAAUCUACUUCCACAGCCCGCGAGAUUUUCGAGCGGACCAGUGGUUAUUAGCCGAAGCUGAGACGCCGUGGGCUGGCGACGGUCGAGGGUUUGUCCAGCAGAGAAUCUUCACGAAGGAGGGCAAACUGGUCGCGUCCUGCGUGCAGGAGGGUGUCGUGAGGCUGAAGCAGGACUCGAAGCUUUGA